GCACCGGAAGUAGUUCAGUUGAGCCGCACUCUGAAGUGCAGCGCUCAGCCUUGGCGUCAAGUGUGCGCUGGCGGUGUCAUAACGUGGGACUGAUCCGAAAAACCGAACGGUAUGUGAAGGUGAUACAGGAAGCGGGGUCUCAGGUCAGUGUCGGCGGACGCAGGAGUCCCGCUCUUCGGCACAGGAACUCCAGCAUGGACCGCUGCUCACAACAACCGGCGCCGCUGUUCACAUUCGGCGUGAUCGCCGACGUUCAGUACGCGGACAUGGACGACGGUUUCAAUUUCUCCCGGACGAAGAAGCGGUACUACCGGAGCAGCCUGAAGCUGCUGCGGAACGCCCUGGACAGCUGGUCAGACUCGGCUGUCAAGCCCGCGUUCGUCCUCCAGCUCGGGGACGUGAUAGACGGCUUCAACAAGCCCAGCGGCGCCUCGCAGCGAGCGCUGGACACGGUGAUGCGGGACUUCGCCUCCUGCCCCGUCCCGGUGCACCACGUGUGGGGCAACCACGAGCUUUAUAACUUCAGCAGGACCCAGCUGACGGGGUCGCCGCUGGACAGCAGCCCGUACGCGGACCGGAGACCGCAGCAGGGCGACAUCUACGCCUACAGGUUCAGCCCGUUCCCCGGGUUUGUGUUUGUUGUUCUGGACGCCUACGACGUCAGCCUGCUCGGCGUACCAGAGGCCAGUGAACGUUACAGCAAGGCCGUGAAUCUGAUUAAGCUGCACAACAACAACGAGGAUCUCAACUGUCCGCCGGAGUCGCCGUGCCACAGUCGGUUCACGAUGUUCAACGGCGGGUUCAGUCAGGAACAGCUGGACUGGCUGGACUCGGUGCUGUCGGAGGCGGAUGAGAGACAAGAAAAAGUUACUCUCGUCAGUCACAUUCCGGUGCACCCCGGUUCCACGGAUUAUGUCUGCCUCGCGUGGAACCACGAGGAACUCCUGGCCAUCACUCGCUCCCACGGCUGCGUGGUGUGUUAUAUGGCUGGCCACGCCCACAGCGGCGGCUACUGCCUGGACACAGGCGUGCACCACCUGACGCUGGACGGGGUGAUCGAGACCCCGCCCGACAGCGACGCCUACGCCAUGGUCUCCGUCUACCCGGACAGGAUGGAGCUGACGGGGAGCGGCACGGUCAUGGACCGGGUGUUUCUGUUUUCCUGAUGACGUCAUUGAAAUGUUCCGCACAUUUUCUGACGGAUUUUCUGGGUCACUUUAACUUGACGAGAUGUGCGUCUUGUAGCAGAACACUAAAAAAUGAAGUAGGAAUAUGCUACUCGUGCAGCGUCUCCCAAAAUGUCUUGCACUUAAAUUUGAACCGAAAGUAAUGUGCACAUUUAUUAAUAUAGGAAUUUAUUUUUAAAGAAAUAUAUGAAGGUGUUGGUUUGUAUCUCACUGUACAGAACUGAGGUUCUACGAAUGGGUAGUUAUGCACUGACGUAAGCGCAGAUCUCAGAUUUUACUCUGGAAAUUCGUGACUAUAAUAAAAAAAAACAUUUACAUAAUAAGUUUUACAUUGAAUGUAGGCAGUGUGUGAUGCAUUCACUUGAAUUUGCUUGCAUAAUUUUUUUUUUGAGUGUGAGGGUAUGGUGUGCAUCAACAGUGUGCAUUUUGUAUUUCCUUUCUUUACAUUUGAGGGUGUAAAAAGAGUGACUUUAAGGCAUUGAUUAAUUUACUUUAAGUGGUGGGCUUCAGUAACUUGAUGGAGGUAAAAAAAAAUUAAAUAACUAUAUUUGGAGUUUAUUGCAAGUUUCGUUGAUCUGACUACAUUUGCAAAAGUAUGCAUGUCAUUUUCAAAUUUUACAAGGAAACCUACAGUCCUACAAAUUCAAAGGUUAUAAAUGGUUCUUCCAGAACUUCAAAGUGGCAAAAUGAAUUGGUCCAGUGAAGGUACAAACACUUUAGAGAACUUUAGGUGUCAAACUCCAGUCCUCAAGGGCCGCUGUCCUGCAGUUUUUCGUUAUGCCACAGGUACAAAACACUGGAAUGAAAUGGCUUUGUUACCUCCUCCUUGUGUAGAUCAGUUCUCCAGAGCCUUGCUAAUUGCCUAAUUAUUCUAUUCAGGUGUGGUGCAGCAGAGGCUCAUCUAAAAGUUGCAGGACAUGGGGCCCUUGAGGACUGGAGUUUGACGUGCCUGUUUAGGGGUAUAUACUGGAAAAAAAAUUAAAACGUUAACGCUCAA
Poeciliopsis prolifica (blackstripe livebearer) is the source of this 2184-nucleotide messenger RNA. It is a transcript of the gene adprm, whose product is annotated as ADP-ribose/CDP-alcohol diphosphatase, manganese-dependent. The transcript is spliced from 3 exons. Lineage: Eukaryota; Metazoa; Chordata; Actinopteri; Cyprinodontiformes; Poeciliidae. The record is from RefSeq and is a predicted model, not a curated record. Bases 195 to 1166 code for a protein of 323 amino acids. Gene Ontology annotation, molecular function: CDP-glycerol diphosphatase activity; 2',3'-cyclic-nucleotide 2'-phosphodiesterase activity; manganese ion binding.